Molecule: messenger RNA, 2559 nt
Organism: Naegleria lovaniensis
Lineage: Eukaryota; Heterolobosea; Eutetramitea; Acrasida; Naegleriidae
Exons: 4
Coding region: 1-2559 (852 amino acids)
Source: RefSeq, a predicted model, not a curated record
AUGAAUUCACCUCCGAAUAAUGAGGAAAGAUCGGAUUAUGAAGUACUUUCUAAAAUGCUGAUGCGAAUGGGAGGAAGAAAUACGUGUGAUGUAGUGAUGGAUGAAGGAAACCAACCAUUCUUCAUUGGAGAAGAAGCAAAAUGUUUGCCAACUUCCAACCUUGAAGAAUCGGAGGAAUAUAUUCCUGAAUCUGUGGACAGCAGUACAGGUGACAGCACCCCAACAAGUAUUAAAAAAGAACGUAAAAUUAAGAAAAAGAAAAAACAGCAAGGUACUUCCAACGAUGAUGUGUUCAAAAAUCAGCCUGUGGUAAUCGAUCUAGAUGGAGGUUGUAGUAAGAAUCGAACAAUCGUAGCAGGAUCUGCCAAUCACAAAUAUGAAGUUGGAAAAUUGAUUAGCUUUAAAAAGUGCAAUGUGAAUGGACAUCCAACUCUAUUUUCUCAAAGACCCAUUGCUCUCCAUGGUUCUAUUGGAGCAAUGAUUGUGAAUGAACGAAGUAGUCGACGGGUGGGUCAAGAUCGAAUUCCAUGCUAUGGAGUUCAAAUUGUUCCAGAAACUGUUUCUUGUGCCACAAGCUCAACCUCAGAAGAAUCAACUGCUACGGCCAUUCCUAAAAAGAGAAAACGAGACGAUCGAAAGAAUACGACUAGUGUUCCACCAUCGUUUGCAUCCUCAUUCCCCUUGCCCCUGAUACCCUCAUUUCCAGCCAUGUUUUCUCCUCUUGAUACGAAAAACAGCAUCAUGGCAAUCGUUUCAAAACUCAAACUCGUCCAUGUCUCUCCGAAUCGAGCUCACAGUAAGAAGAGUCAACAUUUUGUACUUUAUGUUUCGUUGAGUGAGCAAGAUCCACUACUUAAGGCGAAUCUCAUUACUCAGCUCUUAUCACCAUUUUCACCAUCCAUGAGUCUUGCAUUUGAAGAUAAAUCCAAUUCCUCAAAUACCUAUAUCAUCAACAAAAAGCAUGUAUUGACUCCAUUGAUGCAAGAGCAAUUCUCAGAGCAUGAUUUGGAGAUUUUCAGUUACACUCCCGUGAUCAAGGAGCAUACCCUUGAUUGCUCACUAAAGCUUGUUUGUGGAGGUCAAGACAUUACCAACAGCAACGGAGAGUUUUUAGAUUUUGAAUUUUAUAAUGACAAGAGUUUGGAAUCCAACACUAACGAACAAAAACAGAAUGCAGUGCCAAGUGAUGACUUUGAUUUUUUCGACGAAACUAUGGAAGACGUCAUUAACUCUGCUCAUCCUAACUCAUCAGAAGAUGGUGUUAAUCAUCAAUCCAUGACAUCUAUCAACGAUUUAGAUGCCUUUAAUUUAUUUGAACAAUAUGAAAUUUCAACACUUUCCCAGAAAGAAAAGUAUACCACUUUCAAAAGAGACUCCAAUGGACACACUCUUUUACAUCAUUUUGCUGUUCGAGAAAUGUACAAAGAAGUCAUUGAUUUAAUAGAGCUUGGCUAUAAUCCAUACGAAAGAGAUGUUUUAGGAUUAACUGCAAGAGAUUGGUGUAAAUUAUAUCGUUUGGAAGAUAUGGAAGAUUUAAUCGAGUACAUGACUUCACCACGUACAUGUUCAGAUAUAUCAUUUUCAGCACUACCUCCACGAGAUUCUUCAUUAGUCAUGCGUCAUACAGAUAAUGAUGUCUCUCCUACCACUCUUGAAAGUCCAAUUAGUAUUUCUGAGUAUCUUGAUCUGGUUGUAGAGGAUGUUGUGGAUACAAAUUUCGAACUCGAAACAGCCAAUCAGAUCAUGUAUCAGAUUUUAAAGAAUUCGAAAAGUGUCAUGAACUCGGUGUUGUUGAACCCUGAUCUGAACAUUUUUGUCACAAGAGGAAAUAAUCGAUGUAGAGUUUCAAUAGAGAACGAUCAAGAGAGUGGUAUUGAAUUGUUACCAAGGUUAUCUCUCAAGUAUUGGUCUCCAGAAUUUCUAUUAAUGAUGUGCAUGAAGACUGAAGUUGAUGAAAAACUAAUACCUUUCAUUAUUGUCCAUCAGAAUUUGUGGACGCUGGCAGUUUUAUUUACUGAAUUCUUGUAUUUAAGUUUAGACGUGACCAAAAGACAAAGAAAUAGUGUAUUUGGUAUGACAGUGAGUGAACACUUGUUGGCAAGUUCUCAUUUUGAGGUGUUAGGAAGACCUGAUGAAUUACGUCAACUUCUUGACAACUUAUUUAGAGCAUCAGAGACACCAAAACACUCACGAUCCUCCAACAUCUUUUCCUCUAUUGAGACUAUCAAUGCAAAAGAAAAGGAACGAAUUAUUUUAGAAACCAACGAGAGAGCUCAGCUAACUCACAAAACACUCCAACUUGGUGACUGUUUAAACUGUGCUACUGACAGCUGUAAGGACAUGCUAGAGAAAAUAUUGAGAUGGGUUCCAGAGAAUAGAAUCACGAUUGACCAAAUCCUGGAACACAAUUUUUGGAAUGAAUUUGAAACAAAUCGAAGAAGUAUCCGAGAGUGUGCCAUGAAACACAAACUUCUUUCACAAAUUGACUCUAACUAUGGGCUACAUUGCGAGUAUUCAAAUUCUUUUUCAGAUGUGACUAUUCAAACUAUAUCCAUGUAA